GAGUCAAGGGAUAAGGAACGAGGGCAAGGGGAGACGGGGAUAAAAAGAGGAGGAGGCCACACGGAAGUCGGCAGCGAUGGCGUCGACAUCAGCCCUAUCAUGGAGCUCUUCCUGCUGCUCGUCGCCGCGGUCAUUGGGCGGAAGCCUUCGUCGCGGAAACCCCAACCCCGCGGACACGGGGAGGGCGGCGCCCAUCGUGGCCCAGAAGAAAGCCAAGAAGCUUCGAAAGAUUAUUCUCAAGGAGGACGUCCCGGGGAUGGGGAAGCAGGGGCAGCUCCUGGAUGUGAAAGCCGGGUUCCUUCGCAACUACCUUCUCCCCACGGGGAAGGCCCAGCUCGUCACUCCUCUCUUGCUCAAGGAAAUGCGGAUUGAGGAGGAGAGAAUUGAGGCUGAGAAAAAGCGGGUAAAAGAGGAGGCACAACAACUUGCUCUAAUUUUCCAAACAGUUGGAGCUUUUAAGGUGAAGCGCAAAGGUGGCAAAGGAAAACAAAUUUUUGGAACUGUUACUGCGCAAGAUCUUGUUGACAUAAUCAAAGCACAGCUAAAUAGGGAUGUCGACAGACGGAUUGUCACCCUUCCAGAGAUCCGUGAAACUGGUGAAUAUGUUGCUGAGCUUAAGUUGCACCCAGAAGUCACUGCUCAAGUAAGAUUGAACGUCUAUGCAAAUUAAGUGAACCAUCUUUCAAAAUCCUUCUCUCUUCGCAGGAGGUCAUGUAAACAAUCCGAUUGAAGAGAAAUAUUGUUCUUCCUAUAUGUAAUGAAUUUUCUGCUCUCAAUAGGUUCUGUCAAAAGCAUAUGCUGGUACCUACUUGCACAUGAAGAGCAGAGUUCCAGCACAGUGAGAUGUAGAGGAAUGUUUGUCCUUUGUCCUUCUAACUUUCAAAUUUAGUGCUUGUGUACAUGUUCUUUUUACCCUCAUCCUUUCUGCAAACAGUUGCUGAUUUGAUUAUUUGUACCAGGAUAACUACCUCUCUAAGAGGCACCAUGUUAUUAAUCACUUGCUUGAUUGGAUGCUAUGCUUUGUAUU
Messenger RNA from Elaeis guineensis (African oil palm), 1027 nucleotides. Its product is annotated as large ribosomal subunit protein bL9c. Lineage: Eukaryota; Viridiplantae; Streptophyta; Magnoliopsida; Arecales; Arecaceae. The record is from RefSeq and is a predicted model, not a curated record. Gene Ontology annotation, cellular component: ribosome. Gene Ontology annotation, biological process: translation. Gene Ontology annotation, molecular function: structural constituent of ribosome.